AUCACCUUAGAGCUGCGCGAGCGGCCCAAUGAGGUCACGCGGAGGAGGGCCGUUGCUAAGGAGGAGGUUUGGUUGAGUCUCUGCGUAGCACCCAUUCAGCGGCGGUGGCUGAAGCGAUUGGACUGCGAGGGCUUCUCUGAGACUUUUUGUGGAAUUUGAAUUAUUUUGACUCAGCACGGCUCGCAGUUCAUAGGUGACGGCUUCAGGGGGACAGCUUGUGGGUCGCAGAGGUGGUCACAGGGAGCGCCGCGAUGAAUAAGCUACGGCAGAGCUUCCGGCGCAAGAAAGACAUCUACGUGCCGGAGUCGAGCCGGCCUCACCAGUGGCAGACGGAUGAGGAGGCGGUCCGCAGCGGCAGAUGCAGCUUUGCAGUCAAGUACUUGGGGCAUGUGGAAGUGGAGGAAUCGAGAGGCAUGCACAUCUGCGAGGACGCGGUGAAACGGCUUAAGACGGACAGGAAAUUCUUCAAAGGAUUCUUUGUAAAAGCUGGAAAGAAGGCAGUGCGAGCUGUGUUGUGGGUGUCGGCUGAUGGUCUUCGUGUUGUUGAUGACAAAACAAAGGACCUGAUCCUGGAUCAGACGAUAGAGAAGGUUUCGUUCUGCGCUCCUGACAGGAACUUUGAGAGGGCGUUCUCUUACAUCUGCAGGGACGGCACCACACGACGCUGGAUCUGCCACUGUUUCAUGGCCAUUAAAGACUCGGGAGAGCGACUCAGCCACGCUGUGGGCUGUGCGUUUGCCGCUUGUCUGGAGCGAAAACAGAAGCGGGAGAAGGAGUGCGGCGUCACGGCAACCUUUGAUGCCAACAGAACCACUUUUACUCGGGAAGGCUCAUUUCGUGUUACCACAGCAACGGAGGCUGCAGAGAGGGAAGAAGUCAUGAGACAAUUGCAGGAUGCUAAGAAAGCAGAGACAGACGUGAAUGUUGUCGGGAACUCUGCCAACAGCGUGACAAACUCCUCGGUGCUCCAGUCAGGAAGCUCCCCGUCGCCCUCGUCCUCUCCGCCUCUCUCCGUAGCUGCGCUGGGGCCUCAGGUGAUACCCCGCAGACACGCGCCGGCCGAGGCCCUCGCCCGCCAGGGCUCCUUCAGGGGCUUUCCGGCCCUCAGCCAGAAGACCUCCCCCUUCAAACGACAGCUAUCGCUGCGCAUGAACGAGCUGCCCUCCACCAUGCAGCGAAAAUCAGACUUCCCUAUUGAAAACACAGUCCCUGAGGUGGAAGGAGAAAACGACAGCAUCAGUUCGCUGUGCACUCAAAUCGCCACGGCGUUCAGCGGGCCCCCUGAGGACCCGUUCUCUUCUGCUCCGAUGCCCAAACCGGCAUCCUCUCCUCAGUCCCCUGUGGCACCAGUGAAUGGCACCAUGCCUGCCUUCUCCAUUGCUGCCGCUGCCGCCGCCUCCAACCCCGCCGUCCUGCACCCCGCUCUGCCUACGCGAGAGACUAACCCCUGGGCCGCAAACCCGGCGGGGCCCGCUGCCCCUGCACUCCCAGGAGGAGACUGGACAUCAGCGACGCCAGCGAUGGUAGCCCCUCCCACUGCCUCUCCAGCCAUGUCCGCCCACAAACGCACACCAUCAGAAGCCGACCGCUGGUUGGAAGAAGUCACCAAAUCAGUCCGCGCGCCGCAGUCUAAACCAAUCGCAGCAGGAGGCACGCCUCCCCCACAGCCAUUUGCUGCCCCGGUGCAUAUGCCUAUGGCUCCAGUCCCUGGCGUUCCCGCAGUGCCCUUUAUGCCUUCCCUGCCCCCUUCCGUCCCCAUGGUGCCCCCCCGCCAAACCGCUUUCCACCCCCCAGCGGCGGCCUCUUACCCGGUGUCCAACGGUCUGCCGUUCCCGCAGCCCAGUGUUCCCGUGUUUGGCAUAACUCCCUCGCAGAUGGUGGCCAACGUGUUCGGCUCCGCCACCCAGCCGCAGCCAUUUCCCAUCCCGGCUGCCGCCACCAUGCCACAGACUGGUGACGCUCAGGUCGUCAAUAAUGUCUCCCCAUACGUCAAACCCCCGGCACCCAUCGAGGUUCACAUCCAGCCCCCGAACGGCAGGGCCGCCUUCAACGGCUCCGAAGGCUGGGCGGCCUCGUCUUCCCAGUAUGGCCAGCCUGCACCGGCACAGCAAGAAGACGCGUUCGAAGCCCAGUGGGCGGCGCUGGAGAACCGCCCGCACCAGCGCACCACCCCGUCCCCCACAAACCCCUUCUCCACCGAGCUGCACAAGACUUUUGAGAUCCAGCUGUGAUCACAGUGCCAUCAGAAAGCACCAGGUAGCUGUUGGCGGACUCGAUGGAGUCGCCCCGCCCUUUCCUGCUGCCGUUUUAUUGGACACCCACUGCAGGGGUGGUCAGGGCGAAAAAGUACGCUGUGCAGCGUCAAGGGGGGGGUGAAAAGUAAAACAAAACAGGUUGUUGUGAAGACAUUCAUGGCUCCUCAGGCAUUUUCUUUUGUAUUGUCUGUAUUGUUUUGUUUGUGCUUGUGGAGCGCAAGGUUAUCAUUACCCUGUGGAGCGCAACUCCCUUCUGCCAGCUAGCUUCGCUCACCGAGGCCCUCUGCUGGCGGGCGAGGGACGCUGCACUGAGAGAACUCAACUUCCAGAUGAGAAGUCCUCCAUAAAAGCCUCCCAAUCAGAAGACAAGAGCCAGACAAUGCCAAAAUCUUUAUUUUUAUGCAUCAAGUAUAUUUGAAAUAGCUUUGGGAUCUAACAAAAGAGAUGUAAGUAAUCUUGCCAAAGGCACGGGAUAGUUACAAUGUUCAUGUACACAAGAAAAGAUCAUGUAUAUUAUACAUAAAUAUAUAUAUAUAUCUAAAGAAUCUAUACUGUACACAGAGCUCACAGCAGUGCAAAUUUUUAAUGUGAUGUAAGGAGAUUUUUUUGUGAAGGGAUAGCUGCUUUUUUGAGUGUGCAUUUUUUCUCCCCCUAAUUUUUAACAAAAAAAAAAUCUUGAUGCUGUUUGUUCCAUCUCCUAACUGAAUGGGGGGGAAAAAAAACACAAUAUCUCACCGUGACAUGGGGUAUCUGUGCAGCAACAAUCAGCUUGAACUCGGCCAUGGUGGUGGUGCCUGUAUGGUCUCUUACUUGUCCUUAAUUUUUAACAAUUUAGGACAAAUUAGUACUUUUUUUUUUGUAGCACCAAUCUUGUUUUAUAUUAUUAUUAUUAUUAUUAUUAUUUAACAAUCUGGUUUUACCACCUCCUCCUGGGGGAUUUUUUUUAAUAUAGUUGAUUUUUGUUUUGUUUUAUUAUUUUUUUUCUGCACAUGCACUAAACCAGAUCAUUUGUGAGCUUGAUUAACAUGGGCUGGUCAAUCAUGGUGCUGUGGUAGCUGAUCUGGCCCGGUUUCUGUUAGCAUACCGUUAGCUCUGACGGGCAGCAGAACCCCCACUGGGAGGAAAAGAAGAUUUUUUUUUUUUCCCAUCCGCUCUAUUUGAUUUUCUCUCUUUUUAUUAUUUUUUUUUUUUUUAAUCAAACCUGCAAAUAUGAUCAAUUCUCUGAUCUACUUUUCCAUUUUGUAAGUAUUUCAUUUCUUUAUUCCAGCUCUUUGGAAGAAAAAACUGAAGCUAAUGGGGUUGAAUAAAUUUAUGGUGAUAGAAGAAAAA
This is a messenger RNA of Gambusia affinis (western mosquitofish), 3584 nucleotides long. RefSeq names its product NUMB endocytic adaptor protein (gene numb). The coding region runs from base 252 to 2231 and encodes 659 amino acids. Lineage: Eukaryota; Metazoa; Chordata; Actinopteri; Cyprinodontiformes; Poeciliidae. Gene Ontology annotation, molecular function: cadherin binding. The record is from RefSeq and is a predicted model, not a curated record. The transcript is spliced from 11 exons.